Messenger RNA from Petromyzon marinus (sea lamprey), 4187 nucleotides. RefSeq names its product BCL2 family apoptosis regulator BOK (gene BOK). Gene Ontology annotation, biological process: intrinsic apoptotic signaling pathway in response to DNA damage; regulation of apoptotic process; extrinsic apoptotic signaling pathway in absence of ligand. Gene Ontology annotation, cellular component: mitochondrial outer membrane. NCBI's taxonomy places the organism in Eukaryota, Metazoa, Chordata, Hyperoartia, Petromyzontiformes, Petromyzontidae. Gene Ontology annotation, molecular function: BH domain binding. The record is from RefSeq and is a predicted model, not a curated record.
GAAAUAAGUGAUGGAGAUGACAGAGACGAUCAUGAAACACGAGUGUGGGAUGCUUCCACUCUCUCUGUACCGAGGAUCAUGAAGGAUGAGUGUGGGAUGCUUCGACUCUCUCUGUACCGAGGAUCAUGAAGGAUGAGUGUGGAAUGCUUCGGCUCUCUCUGUACCGAGGAUCAUGAAGGAUGAGUGUGGAAUGCUUCGGCUCUCUCUGUACCGAGGAUCAUGAAGGAUGAGUGUGGGAUGCUUCUCCUCUCUCUGUGCCGAGGAUCAUGAAGGAUGAGUGUGGGAUGCUUCUCCUCUCUCUGUACCGAGGAUCAUGAAGGAUGAGUGUGGGAUGCUUCUCCUCUCUCUGUACCGAGGAUCAUGAAGGAUGAGUGUGGGAUUCUUCGACUCUCUCUCUCCGCACCACCGGGACUCGAGGCACCGAGACGGAGGCGCUAGUGGACAGCCUCCUCAUGAAUAAGUGAUGAGGAAGAUGACGACGGAGCCUGGGGGUGGUGGUGGUGGCUUGAAUGAGGGCUGGGAUGACACCACCACACCGUCAGUGGGAACCCCUCCAGAGUCGCGAGAAGUGAGCGCAGAGGGAAGGAGGCGGCACGGGGACCACGGGCCGAGUACACACGUGUGCCGGGGGGGGGUGGGGUGGGCUCCUGCCCGCUUCGCGGCUGCGCUCCGUCGCGGCCGCCCGGAGAGCCCAAUGAGCGAGCGAGCCAUGGACCUGCUGCGCCAGUCGUCUCUGCGGCUGUCGGUCGAGGUCCUGGACGCGCUGGAGCGCGGCCCCGGCGAGAAGCAGCUCGUGACGCAGGCCAAGGCCCUCUGCCGCGACUACAUCAACUGGCGGCUGCUGCGCGCGGGCCUGGGCUGGGGCAAGGCCGAGUCGUCGGCACACUCCUGCAGCAAGUUCACCGAGGUGUCCAACACCGUGCUACUGCUCGGUGACGAGCUGGAAUACAUGUACCCGAGCCUCUACCGCAACGUGGACAAGCACCUGGGCCUUUCGGUGGCGUCUGAGGCAGCCGUGACGGAGGCUCUGCAGGCCGUGGCUCACGUCUUGUUCGGCACAGGCAUCACGUGGGCAAAGGUGGUGUCGCUGCUCGCCGUGUCGGCGGGCCUGGCCGUGGACUGCGUGACGCAGGGCCAGCCGGCUACGGUCCACGCGCUCGUCGACUGUGUGGGCGACGUCUUCAGCGCGACGCUCGUGCCCUGGAUCCGCGCCCGCGGGGGAUGGGCGGAUAUGGUGAACACCAUGACCUGCCGGCGCAGCUCGCCUGCUUACUACUGGCUCCUGGCCACCGUUGGCGCUGCCGUGGGCAUCCUGGGUCCGCUGCUCGUGCCGCGUCGUACUGGCAAAUGACGACCGGCCCCACCACCGCCGCCCUGGCUUCACCCAGAGGAAGGACGGGGUUGUAUAGAGCUUCACUUAAUUUAAAAACAGACAAUGGUUGCAGGGUUUUUUUUUUGGUAUUUUUGUUUUCGGUGACCGAGCAUCGCCUACUCAAGGUCUCCGGAAGGAGAAGUUUAAAUUACGCAGACGCGAGACUGGCGACAUGCAAACAAGAGACAUCCCUAAUCGCCUUCCUCCCGCUGUGCCUACGCGCCAAGAUUAACCCACGAUGGACGCAGGGCUACAUGCCCGGGGAGACCCGGUGCCUCGUGAGCGAUUGCUGAACCAUCAAAUGAGAGUGAACAAGGUGUGCGUGGAUUCCAUGGGGUGAUGGUGGGGGGGGGUGUUCAGAGUGGAAGGUUCAUUGUCAAGGGCCUGGCGUAGUCCACCACCAGAGAGGCCAUGACGUAGAGGAUUCACCGUGAAGAGCCAGGUUUGGAGGGCCCAGAGGGCAGGGAUAAGCAUAGAAGGUUAUGCCAAGGAGGAUGCUUCCUAUGGGGGUCCAAGUGUUGAAGCACUAGGUUUGGGGAGCAGGGCAUGAACGUUCUAGCUUGCAGGGCAUUAUGUGGAGGAAUCCUUGUGAAGGCAUGGAGAUGCCACCUUGAGAAGCAUUGCGUGAAGGUCCCAACGUAGAUGAUGGAUCUACUGUGGAGUGCUUAACGUGGAGGCCAAAGCUGCUGACUCGGUCAUCCUAAUGGGUGCCCUUUACAAAACAUUUGGCAAUGGCAGGAAUGGAAAAUAUAAUUUUAAAUACUUGUAAAACGUGAUGAUAAAACAGUGUUUAACAUACUGUAUAUGUAUGUACACACAUAUACACAGGAAUUGAUUAUAACGCCUCUAAUGGGACUGCAGUGGGGAUGCAAAAUCAUGAAAUACAACACGCACUUGUCAAAAAAUAUAAUUUUUAUGCACAUGAUUUGAUGUGUAUAUCAUGGGCUUAAGAAUUGAUAUCAAUUCACAUUUGCGUAGUACUUCCUAUGGGAGCUGCCACAAUGGUGUUAUGGUUGGCACACAAGAUUUGUAAUACAGAGGUUGGUGGUAUGAUUCAAGUUUCUGGCGCAGUAGUGGAAAAAAUUGGGCAAGUUUCUUAAAUCCUCCCCCACUCCACCACCGCCUGUCUACCCAGCAGUAUGAUUGGUUACAGUCCAGUUAGUCUAUGAUCGGCAGGUCACGAGUGGCGAGGUAAAGCGUGGGUACAUCCAACUCUUACAACCCAUCUGGUCAGUGUGGUAUAGUACACCAAAUAUAUUCUCGGGCUUCUACUCUUUCUUUCUGCCGUAUGACGGGACCAAGCUGACCGUGGGAUGUCCAAUUUGGCGAUCCACUUCGGUGGCUUCCUGAGAUGCCACGUGGAGAAAUGAAGUGGCUCCAGCAACAGGUCCUCGGUGGGCAGUUGAUACGCUAUGAUCUCACGGUCUGGAGUCGCAUCCCUCGCCUUCCACUCGUGAAGCUGGUGGCCACUGCCUCAUUGCCCCUCCGCGUCCCAUUGUGCGGAUUCGAUUGAGUGCCAUCCACUGUCUGAGGAGGUCGAAGCCAGGAACCUCCGCUGUUGGGGAUGGCUCGCUGCCAGUUGCGUGGAUACCCUCUGCUGUUUCCCAGAACGGAUGGUGUGAUCAUAGGCACGUUCACUGUGGGGUUGUUCCGGACUUUGUUGAUCGGAGGUCGGAGUUUGUUUUUUUAUUUUUUUCCCACGGAUGGUGGGACGGUGUGGGACAGCACCGGGAGCCACUCAGUUGGAGUGGGCUUAAGCGUCCCUGACAACGUUCUUAUAAUAGUGGAGGCAGUCGUAUGAGCAAAAAAUUGCAGGGCUGAACCUUUACCUUUUACCACCCAUAGCACAUAUAAAGGUGUAAGCUUGAUUUCUACCUAUGCAGACACAUACUGUUUAUUUAAUGCAGAUGCAUGUCCUUUCAAACAAGGUCAUGAAAACAUGUCGAGAUGCAUUCACCUACAAGUUUACAGGUGCACAUGAUUUUACACCUGGAUGUAGUUUUAAGUGUAUGUAGGUUUUACAUACAUGUGUUAAUUGCAUGGUGUUACAGGUGCACAAGUGUAGAUAAAAAAAACCAGGAAGUGUACGCGUUACAGGUGUGUGGGUGUACAAAGUUAUGGUAGCUAUGUGUACAUGUGUGACAGUUGUGCAAAAGUAUGUGUACAGGGCAAUUGUAUAAAGGUGUAUAGGUAUAUGUGUACACAUGUACAGGUGAGGAUGGGAGGUGGUCAUAAGAUGACAGAAAAGCAAUGCAUUUUUUAUAUAUCCCAUGUUGGUCUUCACGGGAUACUCCAGUUUCCUUCCACAUGCCCAACACUCAUUAAAUGGUAAUCAAGAAUCAUAUUGUCGGCAUGAAGACAACUUAAAUUAAGACCGUGUACAUUUUCCUAAAACCCCUAAUUCAUUCAACUCCGACAUUUGUGUAUCCUAAACUUAUCCCUCCAAACAUUCCAAUGCAGGGCCCUCUCCUUUAAAACAUUCUCAAAGACUCAUCGAGACUUACACACGUGGAACGGGGGGGUGGGGGGCAUUCUCAUUGAGGUAUACGUGCAUGAACAGGGGGACAUUAUUAUUAUUGUUGUGUGUGCAAGAGCACACAGGUGGAGAUGUAAAGCUGUACUGUACGUGUGUCAAGGCAUUUGUGUUCCAACAGCUCGUGAAGCACGUGUGCAGGUAUCGGCCACGAUGCUCUGAGGGGUCAUGUCCCCCCGGGCUACUGGACGAUGGUAUGCAGCAGGUGCCGAUGCUGACAAAGGAUGUGAAUGUGUGCAAGCCAAAACAAAUAAAAGUCAUGGGCCUUGAGAGAAACCAUAA